CAAACCUAUCACAAUGAAGUUAGCUGUGCUUGCGCUCGCCUUCGUCCUGUGCUUGGCAUACGCCACGGCCGAUAUCGAUUACUCCGUGGAGGAUAAUGAAAUAGCGGAGUUCGCUCCUUUGGGUCUCGCCGAUGAACUUGGCGAUGCGGAUACAUUCAGCGUGUUCGGUAUAUUAUGGUUUACUCUUACUGCCAGUUUGCGUACACUCAAAGGUGUCAAUUGCACCAUACGCCGUGUGAUGAGCAUACGCGAUGAAGGCGUUAAUUUCCUCAAUGCCUUCAAGGACUGUAACACUGCCGCUUUGAAGGACCUGAACGCUGUGAUUAAUCAAGUACAAGCUGUGGUGAACACUUGCAAUGAUAUUAUCCAUUUGAACAGCAAUGUUUGCAAAAAUGGCGCUCUGGAUGAUCAGACUGAUGCCAAGAAAAAUACACCUAUCGUCUGUUUCUUUAAGUUGUUGGGUAAAAUGCUGAAGCUGAAGGGUCAGAUUGGUAAGACGAUUACCUUGUCGAAGAAGUUGUCAUCCACACCGGGCACCUAUGGCACUUGCAAUAUGUCGGCAGUGAGCGAUUUGGUUUCGGUAUUCACACAAUUCCCGUCUUACGUGAAGACUUGCUCGAAGUUGAAGAAUUAAAUGGUGAAUUUUUUGUUCGCUGUAAAUUUUGAUAGGACGAAGAAUAAAUUGAAAUCGCUUUAAGUUGCAUAAAAA
Bactrocera tryoni is the source of this 709-nucleotide messenger RNA. RefSeq lists its product as uncharacterized. NCBI's taxonomy places the organism in Eukaryota, Metazoa, Arthropoda, Insecta, Diptera, Tephritidae. Bases 14 to 634 code for a protein of 206 amino acids. The record is from RefSeq and is a predicted model, not a curated record. The transcript is spliced from 2 exons.